Messenger RNA from Penaeus monodon (black tiger shrimp), 735 nucleotides. RefSeq lists its product as uncharacterized. The record is from RefSeq and is a predicted model, not a curated record. The transcript has 3 exons. NCBI's taxonomy places the organism in Eukaryota, Metazoa, Arthropoda, Malacostraca, Decapoda, Penaeidae. Bases 1 to 543 code for a protein of 180 amino acids.
AUGCUCCCACAACAUCUGUUUCCACAACAACAUCUGCUCCCACAACAACUGUUCCCACAACAACACCUGCUCCCACAACAUCUGUUCCCACAACAACACCUGUUCCCACAACAACACUGCUCCACAACACCUGUUCCCACAACAACCCUGCUCCCACAACAAAUCUGUUCCCACAACAACAUCUGCUCCCACAACAUCUGUUCCCACAACAUCUGCUCCCACAACAACUGUUCCCACAACAUCUGUUCCCACAACAACACUGCUCCCACAACAACUGUUCCCACAACACCUGUUCCCACAACAACACCUGUUGCCACAACAACUCCCACAACGGCGGGAGGAAUCCCUGAGCCAGCCGGUCCCACCGGAUCACAGUCGGCGGAAGACCUGUUGGCGCAGUUCUCGGCACUGCAACAGGAACAGGAGGAAUUGCAGGAACAGAUAGAGGCGCAGGAAUCCGUCAUUGCGGACGCUGUGACGAUGCUUCAACUCCUGCUGGCUAGUAUUCAGCUGCUGGCGGAGAAGGAGUCUUCAAGCAACUAAUUCCGCUGAGAGGAAACUUUCACAGAUAUUCGAUUUUAUCUCAGUGAGAGACCACGCAGGACCCUAAAGAAUUUUGCAGUCCAAUCUGAUACUUCAAACAAGACGCUCUUCUGAAAUCCUCGCGCGUGAUUACAGCUGUAAUAACCAUCAAUAAAGUCCUAAGAUUAACUAAGAAAUUAACCAGUAAUAGAA